Molecule: messenger RNA, 1978 nt
Organism: Daktulosphaira vitifoliae (grape phylloxera)
Lineage: Eukaryota; Metazoa; Arthropoda; Insecta; Hemiptera; Phylloxeridae
Exons: 5
Coding region: 361-1137 (258 amino acids)
Source: RefSeq, a predicted model, not a curated record
CUAGUCUGCACUAGAACCAUUAUUAAGCAGCAACGAACCAUCCAAAGUCCAAGCCGGUCGUUGACUUCACUGCGCGUUCUUCUGCCGAACUACCGCUCGUUUACUACCGGCUCGCACGACCGACCAGCCCCGUUCAAUCUGUGUUAGGCCACCGAGAAGCAACGCACCGACACGCUAUAUUUUACACGAACACAAUUCCGAUUACCGUACAAACUACCCCCGCGUAUGUCCCGCUGGACAUGACCGCUUACCGCUAUUCGUCGUCCAAGUGUGCUUAACGUGUUCAGUACCAGUUACAAGGAAAGUUUACUUCGCAAGAUACCCGUGGUCGCACCCUCAGACUCCUACCCCGACGUCACCAUGUCCACCGACGCCGCCAGAGGGACUGGUAAUGUUAGCCAACUCUUAUACAAGCUAUUACGGAUAACAUUUUAUUUACUUGCCUUUUGCGAAUACACUAUAGCUGAAGAGUGUGGUGCUAACGGCCAGCAACUUAAAUAUUUAUGGGGUGAUGCUUUUACCGAUUCGUUGGACUGUAUAGGUCCCAACGGUAAACCUUAUCCAGAAUCGGUAGUUGCAGGAACUUUUAGGAGAACCAGCAGCUGGAGUUCCUCAAGGACAGGAAGAGAUGCUUUCCACUCAUAUCAUAAGCCCAGUCCAGAAACAGUCCGAGAAACUUUAUUGAAAAACUAUAAAUCUAAUAAUCACCAAGAAGAUAUAACUAUAAGUAGGACAGCUCGUGAUUACGGAUCCACGCUUGCUUCUGGUCGUGACCGUGAACUAUGUCAAACACCUAACCGUCUUUGCCGCACUAGAUACAAUACCACGGCGCCCAUGUACGGAGUGUCCCUAACGUCUGGUCAACCUGUUACCAUUGUGCAAAAAUUCCCUGAUCUAUUACAACAAGUCGUUUAUGAAGUGUGCGAGUCUAAUGAAUGUGACGUUGUCAGGGGAGAAUGUACUCAAACGUAUGUACCCUAUUUGUUUUUAGUAAUUCCAUUAGGACCAGUCACUCUAACAGGUCAAGACUACGUAUUGGUGGAAAGUGGUUGUGUGUGCAAACCUAAAGGCUCUCGGACAACAGCUCAUGAGCUAGUCUCAACUAUACCUGCUAUACCCGGCCGUAAGGAUCACUAGCUGGUUCAUUCAGUAUACCGCCUUGUUAGGCUGCAAGUUGAAAAAUAUGUAUAUUGACACAUGUAUAUUUUUAUGUAUUCGUCCAAAACUACUAAAACAUUAACUUACAAAAUACUUGCUAAUAGUUGACGAUAAAGCAUUAAUUUUGUCUUUUAAGACAAUAUGACACCAAAAUUAUGACUUUGUUAAAAAGUAAAAAUAAAAGUGCUCAAAACACUUUGUUUGGUACGAAUUUGUAUACGUUUUAUAAAACAUAUUGUGUUAUACGUACAUUAGAAAAUGAAUACAUUAUUAAUUUAUUAUUUUUUAUAAUUCACAAUUAUAUAAAUGUAAAUUGCUACAGUGAUAAAAUUAUUUUUGUUCUAAAAAUCAAUUUUAUCUAACGUUUAUUAAAAAUUAGAUUAUAAAAUAUUUAUAAUUAGUAAAAAUAUAAUCUAAGAAAACUCAAUUUUAUAUAUAUAUAUAUAUAUAUAAGACAUCCAUUUAUAUUUAUAUUUGUUGUAAACUUAAUAAAUUUAAAAUAUGUCUCCUAAUGUAAUUUAACAAUAAUGAUAAUUUAAGUUUUAUAAAAAGUAGAUAACCAAAAAAGUCAAUAUAAAAUGCGAAUUAUUAUGUUUGAGUUAAACUGCAUAUUCAUGUUGUGUAUAUUUUGAGUUUUUAUUGAAUAAUCAUAAAUAAAAAUGUAGGAGAUUUUAAUUUAAUUUAUUGUUUGUAAGUUAAACUAAAAACUCUUGCUGCAACUACAUAUCAGAACUAAGAAAUAAAUUAAAUUAAAUAUUUUUAAUUUGUCAGUAUUAAUAUUUAACAAAACUCAAUUAUUAAUAAAAUUUUACACUUUCAA